UCUCGUCUUCCUAAUUCAAGCCUCUGAUUUCUGUCUCCGCACAGAAACCUCUCGUUCUCUUCGAUAGAUAUUCUAGGGGUUUCUCUGUGCGUGGUGACCGGACCAAGGCUAGGUAAGCUCCGACUGAAAAGCGCGGGUUCAUGCAACACUCUGGUUCUCAAUGACUGUUAGUUGGGGGUAAUCGCUCAAUUUUGUUUGGUUGGAACAAGAGUGCUGCUGUUUUAUGGACAUCCAGUAGAGGUACUGCUGCUUUUCACUGUUGAAUGAUAAUUGACCCCAUUGGUUAUCUUUUUAUUGGGGUUGUGCUUUUGUUUUAGGGUUGAAUUUUGAGAAAUGGGUGACGGAGUGGAAGCUAAACCAUCCUUUUGGAUAGAGGAAAGCAAUGGGGAACCAUUGCCUCGUUUAAGUAUGAAAAGGAAGGCCAGGUCGAAGAGAAUGAGAUUUAUUGGUUGGGGAUCGGAACAACUCAUUGAAUUUCUUCAGUCGAUUGGGGAAGAUACUAACAAACAGUUAUCUCAAUAUGAUGUUACGGACAUUAUCAAUAAAUAUGUCAAUGUCAACAGUCUAAGUGACCCGAACAAAAAGAAGAAAAUUAAUUGCGAUGAGAAACUUUAUUCUCUUUUCGGAAGGAAAACAAUAGUCCGAGUCAGAAUACAUGACAUGUUGGAAUCGCACUUUGCUGAAAACCAAGAGGAAUCACCUGAUAAUUUUUCAUGCAGUUCAGAAGAUGAGCAUGCCGGGAGGGCAAAUGGACAGAAAAAUAUAUGGAGUUCAGAGAGAAAAACUCCUUACGAGAAGAAAGUUUUGGAGGCUCCAAAAAGCAUUUUUGCUGCCAUAGUUCCUGAUAAUCUCAAGCUUGUAUAUUUGAAAAAGAGUUUAGUUCAGAAACUCCUGAAGGACCCCGAAACAGUUGAAGGUAAACUAGUGGGAAGCUUUGUAAGGGUUAAAUCUGAUCCAAAUGAUUAUUAUCAGAAAAAUUCUCACCAGCUCCUGCAAGUUACAGGGUUAAAGAAGACCUCUCAAACCAAUAGCACGAGCACAGGGACCAACUGUAUGAGCUCAGAAAUCACUCUUCAAGCCUCAAAUUAUGUAAAAGACAUUUGUGUUUCCAUGCUCUCAGAUGAUAACUUCUCUCAGGAAGAAUGUGAAGAUUUGCAUCAGAGAGUCAAAGAUGGUUUGCUCAGGAGGCCAAUGAUCGUGGAGCUUGAGGCAAAGGCCCAAAUUUUGCAUGAAGAUAUAACUAGACAUAAUGGUGGUUGUUCCAGUGGCUCGUGGGAGAACUUGCUUUGUUACAAAAACGCAUUGAUCGAGCAAAUGAAAAGGGAUGGCGAAGAGAUGUAUGAGUACCUGGAGAGAAGACAAGUGCUUCAGUCACCUGAUGAGCAGACACGGUUAUUGUCUGAGGUACCUAAGGUCAUUGCUGAUUGUUCAGAAGCUGAGGUUGUAACACCAGAUGUUCCAGAUGCAGUAGAACAAAGGAAUGAUCGCUCAGCAAAACCAGCAGUACUGACGGGAGCAUGUGAAAUCAGUACCAGUAAUGUGGCUGUGGCCACAGCUGGAACACUUUCAACUAAGAUGUAUUUUAGCAUGGAUCCUGGAGAAACUGAAGUUGUAACACCAGAUUUUCCAGAUGCAAUAGAACAAAGGAACAAUGGUUCAGCAAAACUGGCAGUACUGACGGGAGCUUGUGAAAUCAGUACCAGUAAUGUGGCCACAGCUGGAACAUUUUCAACUAAGAUGUAUUUUAGCACGGAUCCUGGAGAGGAUCUCCAUGCUCCUGCUCAAGUAGAGCGAAAGCUGUCGACAGAGAGCAUAAGUGAGAGCAAUGACGACAUAGAGCUUCAGAAGCAACAACCAGAAAGCAAAAUAAAGAUGGACAGUAAGGUACAGCCUGUGGAUAUAGAGAACGGCUCCAAUGGUGUCAUAAACAGGGAGGUGAUUGAGUUGAGUGACGAUGAAGAAAGUGCAGAUUCACAUUGCAAUGGCCAGAACCUUGAGCAAGACAUGACAAGCGAGUUAUGGCACUAUCUGGAUCCUCAAGGCGAUAUCCAGGGCCCCUUUGCACUCUCAUCGCUAAGACGUUGGAGUGAAGCCAACUACUUUCCUCCAGAUUUCAAGAUCUGGAAGAGCGGUCAGACCCAACACAAAGCUGUAUUGUUGAGAGACAUUCUCUGAUAUAGCUUAAAUGGUAGAAACCAAGUUUAUGGUGUAUGAUAGUUCCUUGGUUUUUGUAGACUUUAUUUGAAAUCCUUGUUUGUCUCUGGGAUAUUUAUUUCCCAAAAAUAAUGUUGAUUGAUGAUGGUGACAAUAAGAUUUCUUUUCUUUUAUCGUU
This is a messenger RNA of Tripterygium wilfordii, 2332 nucleotides long. RefSeq lists its product as uncharacterized. The transcript is spliced from 10 exons. Bases 334 to 2175 code for a protein of 613 amino acids. Gene Ontology annotation, molecular function: DNA binding; protein binding. Lineage: Eukaryota; Viridiplantae; Streptophyta; Magnoliopsida; Celastrales; Celastraceae. The record is from RefSeq and is a predicted model, not a curated record.